Messenger RNA from Drosophila eugracilis, 10981 nucleotides. It is a transcript of the gene dikar, whose product is annotated as cat eye syndrome critical region protein 2 homolog. Lineage: Eukaryota; Metazoa; Arthropoda; Insecta; Diptera; Drosophilidae. The coding region runs from base 211 to 9999 and encodes 3262 amino acids. Gene Ontology annotation, cellular component: RSF complex. The record is from RefSeq and is a predicted model, not a curated record. Gene Ontology annotation, molecular function: protein binding. The transcript is spliced from 10 exons. Gene Ontology annotation, biological process: regulation of DNA-templated transcription.
CCGCGUUUGCUGCUCGCUGAAGAAAAAUAAAAUUAACCAGGAGCGCAAAAAACGCGAAUCGCAAAUUAUCUGCGCAGCUAUUUAAACCAACGGGAUCGAAAAGAGCCCGACCUCCACAUUGAGAGCUACCAAAGAGGCCCAGGAAUUGUUUUAGUCACAUCUCUAAAAUCCCGCAGAGGAGCAACGUUUCUAAUAAGCAAGCAUACAUAAAUGGUUUCUACUUUCAUUGGUCUAUUAGACAUUCAAUCAUGGUGGGAGAUACCGUGUAUUUCGCAUUUCUGUUCAUUGUUUAGUUCCGCCUUUGAUCUGCCCGACAUCGACAUCGAGGACCUCGAAUCGGCGCUGCUUUCCGAUGGUACCAGCGAUGAAGAUCAGGUCGCCUUAGUGCCCGAGUUAAUUGUGCGCCUGCUAAAGGGCUGCGAUGCGCUACAGUCGGUAGCCAAGGAAAUCACACACAGCAACUAUCAGAUGUUCUUGCGUCGCUUCCUGCGCCAACAGUGUCGCCUGCACCAGACCGAGAACCAUUUCGACACGGACAUUGACUUCCAGUCGCUGCCCGUGCGCAAACGCCUGCACAUCCUGCACGAUCUGUGCCACUUCCGCCUGGACUCGACCGAUGUGCAGGUUAUCCUCAGCAAUCUAGAGGCGGACAGUCUGCGCGUGGAGCCCCUCGGCUACGACGCCAAGAACUCCGGCUAUUGGUAUUUCUACGGCACGCGGCUAUAUCGUGAGGAUAAGGCCACCAGCGGUGCGGCAGCCUCCAGUUCGGCUUCGGGAUCAGGGAGCGCAGGUGCAUCAACUGGCGGAGCGUCGAGCAGCAAGGGCAUCGGCAGCAACGGCACCGUCUGGCAGGUCAUCUGCUUCACCGAGGAGGACUGGCAGAAUUUGGCUGCCAAGUUUAAGACCUCGACGAACGCCAAGGAGCGCGAACUCUUUCACAUACUCGAUGACAACUUCCUGCCUAAGUUGCCGCAGCUUUUCCGCGAGCGCGAGCGUUUGAGGCGCAGAAAACUUCUGCAAGUACGCAAUUCCAGCCGCAUCCGGAACAUUGCUGAGUUGAAAGCGCGUCAAGAGGAAGAGCGCCAGCGUCGGGAGCGGGAAAAUAUUUACCAGGAACGGCAAAACGCGCCCUGGCUGGCACCGCCCCAGCAGCAGCAGCAGCAACAACAACAGCAGCAACAGCAACAGCAGCAGCAAUCCCAGCAGCGCACACGCAGACGAUCUCAAUCAACAUCAACUGCUAGUGGUAUUUCAACCUACGCAAGCUCCCUCAGACGAACAACCACAACUAAUUCGAGCGAAUUUCUGUGCCACAGGGAAACCUUCUGCCUCUCGCCAGAAAACGAAGAAGACGACGACAACAACGACGACGAGGAGGAGGCUAUCGACGCGGAUCAGCAGUCAGAUCAGCCAGAACACCAGCAAGCAGACGAGCAGCCUCCAGAGGAGGAGCAGCGGCAGGAACCAGAGGAAUUAUUAGCUGUCUCAGCAACUGGAGACGAUUUUCGCUCUCCAGAAGCACCGAAAUCGCAAACGCCGGCGGAAUUGAAGAGUAAGGGUAGUCACCACCACCAUCAUCAUCAUCACCACAAAAAGAAAAAGUCGGGCAAAAAGCAAAAGAAACGCCAUCAUCGAGAUAGAGAUCGUGAGCGGGAUCGCGAACACCAUCAUCAUCAUCGGCGGCGACACAAGCAUGCCUCAGAGGCAGACGAAGGCGAGGACGACAACAAUAACCACAACAGUAACAGCAAUAGCAACAGCAACACCAAUAGUACCAGCAGCAACAAUAGUGCCCAGCCCAAGCGAAGACGCAGUGGCCAGCAGCAACAUCAUCAUCAGCAGGUACAUACAGCCGAGCCUUCUACUUCUUUAAGUCCUGAGGACAAGGAGAACUUUUGUAGGCAGCUACAACUUCUGGACACCAAUUCGGCGGCUAUUGCUGUAGCCACGAGUAUAGCUGAUCUCAGUCUGCCAUCGCCGGUGGCACAUGAGAGCGAAUCGGACCAGGAAGAGCAGGUUGAUCAAGCCGCAGCAGUAGAACCAGUUCCGCCACCGCCACCACCAGUUGCUUCUUCAAUGGCGCCAGCGGCAAAUGUGAAAUUGCCCGGCAGGCAAACAAACAAUUCGCUGAGUUCGCUGACUGGAAAUAUAUUCAUACCGGGAGGAAGUGCACAGCAACAGCAACAAACACAGCAGCAGCAAUCUCAGGAGCCGCAGAGCAGUAGCAGUAGCAGUCACAGUGGCACCACGACAACCGCCAGCACUGUACGUUCCAAGAAACAGAAGGCGGUGCUGAACAGCAGCGGGAGCAGCAGUACCAGCAAAGUGGCGGACAAGGCGGAUCGGAACUUGAGCAAGGCGGAGGCUAGCAAGUCCAAAAAGUCGGCGGCAGGCUCUUCGGCGUCUUCAUCUUCCAGCAAGGCGGAACGGAACAGCGGUGCCUACUCGGACAAGAGUGGCGAUGACCAUGUAAAUAGUAGCAACCGUAGCACCACCAACAACAACAGCAGCCUUAACAACAACAACAACAACCAUAAGCACGCGUCGCACCACAGUCACAACAACAACAACCACUCGACGACGGCAUCGGCUACAACAACAACAACAGCAACAACGACAACGUCGCAGGGAUAUCAUAAUAACUCGAAUCAUAAUCAGAAUAAUCACAACCACCAAACCUCCCACUCACAUCAUACCACCCACCACCACCACCAUCAUCAUCAUACAACUAAUAAUCACAGUAACAAACAUAAAUCCAAGACGCACCACUCCCUAACCCACAACAACAACAACAAUAAUCACACAACAAAUGCAACAAGCACAUCACAACACCACCCAGUAAACACAAACAACAACAAUUCAACGUACAACUCCUCCAAUCAUGCGAAUAUUCUUAGCUUUACCGAAACGGAGGAAGUCCUGCAAAUCGGGAUGCACAAGGUGCUCGUCUACGUGAAGAACCAUCGGGAUGCCUGGCCAUUUGUGGAUCCAGUGGAAGAGGAUAUAGCGCCGCGCUAUUACUCGAUCAUCAGGAGACCCAUGGACCUGCUGAAGAUGGAGGACAAACUGGACAGUGGGGAAUAUCACAAAUUCAGCGAAUUUCGGAACGACUUUCGCUUGAUUGUCAAUAACUGUAGAUUGUACAAUGGGCACAAUAAUGAAUACACGGAGAUGGUUAACAAUCUUCAGGAUGCUUUCGAGAAGGCCACCAAAAAGUACUUUGAUAAUCUCUCCGACGACGAGGACGAUGAUCCCAAUCUGAGCUAUCCCGCCGCCGACUCAAAGAUGAACGUAUUUCGCGAGAAGUACUUUAGCAAGAAGGCAAAGGAAGAGACAGAAAAGGAUGAAGCAGAUCGCCCUGGGAGCAGUGCCGAGGAUGAUCUCAGCGAGAUCGAAGCGGAGGCUCCUCAAAAAGCACAGAAGCGCAAGCGUAAGGAAAAAGACAAAAGACGGAAAAAGAAAACGAAGAGUAAGGUGGAUGUGGAAACGGAUGACGAGGGUUUGGAGUCCGAGAGGGAACCAACGCCACCGCCUCCACCUCCUCCGCCAACCAGUAAGAAAAGCAAAACAGGCAAGGUAGCCAAGGAAAAGGAGAAAGAUAAGGAAAAGGAAAGAGAUAAGGAGAAGGAAAGGGAUAAGGAGAAGGAUAGGGACAAGGAGAAGGAAAAGGAGACCAGUUCCUCUAAAAAGGGACGUAAGAGUAAGGGCGAAAAAUCCACUACUAAGCCCAGCAAACAGCAACAAAAGACCAAAAAAGGGGCCAAGAAGUCAGCGCCCGAAUCAGACCUAGAGUCGGAUCUCAGCGAUAGUCGCGGGAGUGAGGACUACAGCGAUGAUGACCACAUAACGUUGGCCAAAACCAAGUCACUGGUUAAACCGACAGCUCGAACGAUAGCGGCCCAGAAAAAGAAAUCGGUGCCAGCUGAGUCCAAAGUUAAGAUGCCCACUCCAGUGAAACGCCAAGUUAAAGGCAAGGGUAAGGGAGGACGUAAGGCUAAGGACGACUCACUGGACAGCGAGCAAUCCGAUAUGGAUGUAAAGAAACAACUUCCACCAACGGCAGCUGCUGCUUUAGCCGAAUCAGCCGCCGAGCUGGAGGAAGAUGGUGACGAUCAGGCCGCCGAUGAAGAUGAUGAUGAGGACAGCUCGCGGUCACGCAGCAUGUCACCCUUCAAGGUUGAUCUCCACAAGAAAUACUCAAAAAGUGCCCUUAACGAUGAUCUCUCCGAGCUGCUGACCACCGUGAAAAAAGUUCCAACUGCGGAAACUACCAAACUGAGUGCCCGGCACCAGGAUGAAGCGAAUGAGGAAAGAUCCUUCCGAGAGUCUGAUGGGGACUUUAAAUCCCUGAGCAGCAGUCGGGCCAGCUCUGAGGAGCGACCGCCGGUCGCAAAGAAAGGAAAGAAGGGGGAAAAUUCCAAAAAAGAGAAGGAAAAGAAGAGCAAAGACAAAGAUAAAGAUAGGGACAAGGAUAAAGACAAGGACAAGUCCCGCAGCACUAAGCACAAGAAGACUAAAGAUGAAUCCCCCCAACUUUCAGCAGCCGCCGCUGCAGCCGCAGCCGAGCAGGCUGAACUGGAGAUGCUGCUGCCCUUCAUGGACAAGUACGAUGUGAUCAAGUACCGACGUAGUCGUGCUGCCCUAAGUGGUUCAAGUGCCUCUAACUCGAUAGCUCCCUCCGAGGACUCCAAACCAGCAAGCACCAAGAGCAGUCGGGAGAGCAAAAAAGCUGCAUCGAAGCGGGAAAAGUCCCCUGAUCCUGUGGAGCACAAGCGGGGGCGUAAGAGCAAAGACCAAAAACGAACAAAGGAGUUAGACAAACCGGAGAAAUCUGAAAAGGCUUCCAAAAUUGACUCCGAUAAACAAUCAGAAAAAUCAAAGAAAAAGGAGGAGCAUCCCAAAGUGGUGGAAAAACCUCCAAGAGAAAAAUCACCUGCAACGGUAGCUCCUUUGGAAACGAUAAAAGAACCUCCAGCUCCAACUCCCGCGCCUACACCAGCGCCCAGUAAGGCGAAAGAACCUUCUGGUAAAACGGCAGCUAAGAAAAAAACCGACAAGCAAAUGCCGCCUCCUCCAAAACCUGCCGAUAAAACAAGUGAAAAGGGAUCUGGUAAGAAGGCUUCCAGCAAAAAGGCCGCCCAGAAGGCGGGUCAACCGCAGACCAACAACAACACAAAUCUGGAAGCAUUGGAUGUGGAGACAGAGCAGACCCUCAAAGACAUCAAUCGCUGGCUGGAGCACACCCCCCGGUUCACGGAGUUUAGUUCGGCUAGUAAUUCACCUUCCCGAUAUAAUCUCUUGGAUGAUUUUGACUCGGGAAUUGGUAGUAAACUGGAUGCGGCCGAUUUUCGACGACCAGUGGCAUUGGCUGCUCCAAAGGCUGAAUUGGUACCAACUAAAUUGGCAGAGGCACUCAACGAACUAGUGAGCGAACCAAAGGAGGCAGUUAGCAAAUCUGAAUCCGAGUCAGUAGCUCCAACGCCGAGCAGUGUUAGCAGCAGCUGUGGAACUCCACCGCAUUCGAUGCACUCUGGAAACUCCAUUGGCAGCACAUCCGCUACAGCGGCUUCCAGUUCGAAUUGCUCCAAUAAUUCGAUGCCCACUCCUUUACCCGCCGUAGUUACUCCAACCCCAGCACCUGCUCCUCCACCACUUCUUCCGGUUCCCAAACCAAAGGAACCAAGUACCACUCAACUUAUUCUUAAUCCACCACCUCCGCCACACAUUAAACAGCAGCUGGCCAAGGAGGCCAAGCGUAAGUCCUUGAAAGAAAAGCAGGCGGCUCAGGCUGCACAAGCUCAGCAGGUGAAAGCCAAGACGAAUGUAAUGAGAACCAUCGAUCGGCUUCAACCAGGCAAAACCAAGGGAAAUCUGUUGCAAAAUGUGGCAGCUGGAAAGACAGCGGAGGAGGGAGCAGACUCUCACGCUAGUACAAAUCCAGUAGCCACUAAGGUGAAGGAGCUGAAGAAUGCUCUCAUCACGGAAACAUGCGAGGGAGCACCGAAACUAAGUUUGGGUACGGUUCUUAAAACCCAGGACUUUUCAUUGGGCAAAAGUCUUGAGGAAAUGUCAGGAAAGAAAGCUGGAGAUGAAGAUGAAACUCCAAAUGAAGAAUCAAAAUCGGAGAAUACUUCGACACCAACAACCCCUAACAAGGAGCCACCAAAACCUUUUGAAGCCCUUCUCGAACUGAGCAAAAUCGGCAAGUCCUCAGAAGCAUCGAAAACGGAAGCGAGUCAGAAGGAGAAGCCCAAUCUGAGUGCUUGGCUUAAAGCUUUUGGUGGUCCAAAGGUUAGCAAAAAAUCUGAGGACGACGACAAGCAGCAGACACCUUCCCUGGAUAUUCAAGGGGAUGCAAAGGUGGCACCACCAGCUCAUUCGCCUGCUGGGGAUAACUUUUCCCUGCCAACGGUGAUGCGUCAAAGGAAACCAAGCACCGGCAGCACGAAUUCUGAGAGAAGUUCCUUUAGCCAGGAUCCGGAUUCGCCAAGAAUCGCGAUCGAUGAGCGUUAUGGUUCCUAUGCUGCUGGUUCUUAUACCUCCCCUAUUGGUGCCUCGCCCAUUGGAGCAUCUCCCAUUAUGGUUUCUCCCAAGCCCAAUGAUGACAUGGGUAAACCAGCCUCUCCUUAUCCCCUGAAUGGAGCUAUUAAAGUUGGCUUCUACCAGGACACCACGACCAAAAGCAGUCCGGACAAGAGCUGCAGUCCUAGGGAGAUGAACUCUCCUUAUCCCCAAUACUCCCAGCAUAUCUACUCCUCCGCCUCGUCGCCUAAUGUUUCCACUCCGGAUAUGAGUGGAACAUCUCCGUACGGUGGUGGAAACAGCUACAAUCCUUCGGGCUCUGAGGCAUCUAAGACUCCGGCCUAUUCUUCCACAUCCCCGCUUCCAAUUUACGACCAAUACAAGCAACCGCGCUCCCAGGAAUCGGAUUACAACUCUUCGAUGAGUCCGAGCACUCCAAAUCCACAUUCGCCUUACCAACAACCUCAAAGCUCGCCUUACACCACCCCGCAGCAAUCGCAAUCGACGCACCCGUCGCCAUAUCAUGGCCAGUCGCCUUACCACCAGCAGCAGCAUUCACCAUAUCAUCCUCCCGCUGCUCAGCAGCAACAGCAAUCCACACAGCCAUCACAUAGUCCGGCAUCCCAUCAGCAGGCUCUUAGUCCGAUGCAUAGUGUGGAAUCGCCUGCAUCCUCGGCAGCUACACAGCCACCUACACCGUUGGCCCAAUCGCCGGCGGAGCAGCAGCACUCGCCGUACCAGCAGCCCGUAUUGUCACCUUAUCAGCAACCACAGCAACAGGUGCAGCCGCCCGUUGUUCCGCCAAUACAGCCUGCAACAGGUGCUGUGACUUCAACAGCCUUGAGCAACAAUGGUUAUGCAGCUACUCACGAUAGCUACCAGCAACUCCAGCAGCAACAGCGUUCUUUGUAUAACCCAGCCACUUUAAUAAAUCCUCUGCCGACUUCUGCGUCUUCAACUGCUUCCAUAACCAAGCCGAACAAUGAUUGGAGUCUAAAUCGCAGUCUUUUGCCGCCUACCAUCACCAACACUGUAAAUCAGGCGACACAGCAGCAGCAACAAGCUGGGCAGCUACAACAGCAGCCACAAAUGCAGACAACGCAGCAGCAGUUGCAAGCAACAAGCCAACAGCAGCAGCAAUUACAAGCAACAUCCCAACAGCAGCAGCAGUUACAAACUCCACAGCAGCAGCAGCAAUUACAGACACCUCAGGCACAGCAGCAACAAUUACAGGCACCUCAACAGCAGCAGCAACAGUUGCAGACUCCACAGCAACAGCAGCAACAGGUGCUGGGCCAUCAGCAGCAACUGAAACCGAAAUAUCCAACCUAUGCGCAAUAUCAGUCAACAAAUGCCGCAGCUAAUGCAGCAGCGGCAGCAGAUGCAGUUGAUAGUUUGCAACAGCAGCAGCAGAAGAUUGUGCCGCCAACUUAUGGCAGUGAUAUGGCCACAUUUAUGCAGCAUCAAAUGCAACAGCCACCCAAAACUGAUACGCUAAUAAAUCCACUGAAACGACCUGGAGAGGAAAUUGGUAUGGAUUACAGUGGAAAUGCGGGGAAUAAAAUGCAAAAAAUGGACGAGACUCCUGCGCAGCAGCCGCAGUUACAGCAACCGCAACAACAGCAGCAGCAGCAACCAACCCAGAACCAAACUCAAUCUCUGCUCAACAAGCAACAGCAAAUGUUUAACAGUUUCUUGGGAUCCAUGGCUUUUGGCAAACCUAUAGCUAAUAUUGCACCUGACAAGGCAUUUGAGAUGUAUAACCGAGCUGCAGCUAUGGGUUUCCCUAAGGACUUUGCAAAGGACAACAGUUGUCAACUGCAGCAGCAACAACAGCAGCAGCAGUCGCCACAAGUGGCUACAAAUAAGCAGCAAACAAACCAACAAACGCAGCAGCAACCGCAGCAGACAAACCAACAAUCGCAGCCGCACCUCACUCAACUUCAAACGGCACUUACUCAGAACUACCAGCAACAGCAGCAGCAAGCGCAGACACAAAAGUUACCACAACAACAGCAGCAGCAACAACAGCCGCAACAACUUAACUACCAGCAGCAGCAGACACAACAUAAUCACAACUAUACCCCGCAGCAACAGCAAACUUCAGUGCCGGACAAGACUCCGGCAACGCAGUCCGCAGUUUCUGCUGCGGUUGGCGAUACAACCAGCAACAUGAUGAACUUACCCUCGACCGCGCACCAGCAUCAUCUCAGUCAGACGCAUCACCUUGCUGCCUACAAUAAACCAACACCGCCUCCUCCACAAACGUACAGUAAUCCUUUGAUGCAAUCGAUGCUGGGCUAUGCCGGAAACUAUUUUGACAAGGCUAUGCCUCCGGCUGCCCAUAUGUACAGUGCCUCGAGUUCAGCAGCCACGGCCUAUGGAAAUCCUGCGCAACAGUUGCCAGGUAAUUACGUUCCCGGCAAUAAUAAUCCUGCACACCAGCAACAGCAACAGCCACAACAGCAGCAAGCUCCUGUAGUUGCCCCAGCGGAAGUGAAAGCUCCUGCGAAAAGGGGAAGGAAGAAGAAGGCAGCUACCAUUGCUGCAGAAGCAGCGGCAGCAGCAGCCAAGCAACAGCAGCAGCAGCAACAACAACAACAACAGCAGCAGCAGCAGCAACAACAACAGGCGCAACAACAGCAACAGGUGACCGCCCAGCUACAGCAUCAGCAGCAACAAGUGGCAGCCCAGCAGCAGCAGCAGCAACAACAAGUGGCCGCACAACAGCAGCAACAUCAAGCCAUGCCACAAUACAAUAUGCCGCAGUCAGUGGCCUCCGCCGCCGCUGCUACCAACAAUCAGCUGCAGGCGCACGCGCAGGCGCUGCACCAAGGCUUCCAAUUAUAUGCGGGCUUAAAGUCCGGUGGAGUAUCCUCGCCAGUGGGCGGCACAGCUGCGACGCCGGCAGCUGGUGGAACGACCAGUAAUCAGACGGCAGCCGAUGCGGCAGCCAUUUCACUGAAGACAUCUACGGGUGGAAUGGUUCCAGGGAGUGCCUUCAACUUUGCGCCCACACCAGGAGCUCUGGGCUUGUACGGCGACCAAGCUGCGGCAGCUAGCAGCUAUUUAGAUCAAUUCAGAGAUGCCCCGAAUCCGUACUAUAUGCCACCAGCGCCGGCACACAGCGGAGCGGCUGCAAACCCAAGUGGAAAUGCAGCGGAUAAGAGUCAAAACCCACUGAACACGGCAGCCGGAUCAUAUCCCUUCCUGGCGGCGGCACAUCCAUCUACCCGGGCAGCAGCAGCUGCAGCUGCUUAUCCCUUUGGCGAUCCCAAUUCGCAGCUGUAUCAGCAGUACCUAAGACGCGAUGACUUUCACACGCGGAUGAUAUUCAAUCAGAGUCUGUUGAGCGGGCCGGCAGCGGCGGCGGCAGCAGCCGGAUAUGGUCAACCGCCGCCGCCGCCAUCUGCCUAUCAACGGGCUGCACUGGGCAUGCCCAAGCCGUAUGACAUUAACCGGCAAUCAUGGUUUUAGCAGUACGCCAGUGCCGCCAACGUGGAUCUCCAAGGGGACGACCUGACGGGGGCGGCAACUGGAACAGCAUCGGGAUCAGCAGCAGCUUCAGCUUCGACUGCAGCUACACAGCGAUGAGAUCGAAGGAGUCUACAGGGCUAGAAAGGUUUCAAAUCCACAUGCAAAUUGGUUCCAAAGAGGUUAACAAACACCACAGUUUUCGUUUCCAUUUUCGAGUUUACCCGGCAAAGUUGUUUUAGAUUUAUUUAUUUUUUUAAAAUCUCUAAAAUGUAUUGAUAUUUCUAUUUAAGCUUAAAGGUUUAUCUAGUUUGUUUUCCAAUUAUUUAAUUAAUUUUUAUGGUAAAAGAUUUCUAAACUGGAAUUCCUGUGUGUAAAAGUAAACUUCUUGUUUUGUACUGAUAUUUGAUAUUCAUUUGCAAGACUCGAACUCCACUGCCCGCCCAACUUUCCCGCGAUUUUCAUUUUUUUUCUGUAUUCUAUGACCAUUUUCUUUUUGUGCAAUGUUUCCUUUUGACUGCAGUUGCGCCCUGGACUUUGGCCACGCCUAAUUAGCAAGUUUGUUGGUCUUUAGUUUGUAGUUACUUUUAGUGGUCUUUAGGUUAUAAGCCUUUUGUUAAUGACAAUUACUUUUAAUAGCUGUAGCUGCUAAUUAGGCCUCUAAUCUAAUUUAAUUAAACUUAAUUUGUUUUAAAUGCUUAACAAAAGAAACUAAGCAGAAUAAGCGAAAGAGAGGAAUAAUGCAAAAAAUUCAAAGAAUUACUCUAAAAGCGCUACCCCUGACUAUAAUUAGACUUUAGUUAUUUUUCCAGAAUUUAACUCGUAACUAUAGAAACUCGUGUAAAUGAACUACGAUUAUUAAUUUUAUUACUACUAUUGAUUAUGUACUAUGACUAUUGUAACUAUUAUCGAUUCGUGCUGCGGGCGACUUGUUAAUAUUUAUUAAUCCAACUAAACAAAGAGAGAUUCGCAACACACACACACA